Pyricularia oryzae 70-15 is the source of this 3433-nucleotide messenger RNA. RefSeq lists its product as uncharacterized. NCBI's taxonomy places the organism in Eukaryota, Fungi, Ascomycota, Sordariomycetes, Magnaporthales, Pyriculariaceae. The record is from RefSeq and is a predicted model, not a curated record. The coding region runs from base 987 to 1940 and encodes 317 amino acids. The transcript has a single exon. Gene Ontology annotation, biological process: polyketide metabolic process.
AUUGCUUUUCCAUCCUGGUUACCCGUCAGCCCAUGGACAAAGUGAUGGAGAACGACAAGCAACAAGCAGCCUGAACCCAUGUGCGGAACCAUGAGCAACUUUCUCCUUUCUGUUCUGCAUGCAGCCAGCGCUUUUCGGCUUGGCUUGGAUCCAACAAUUAAGUUGAAUACCUACCCCGGGGAGAGCCGUGAAAGCAUAAGUGAGCAUAGAUGGGGCCAGCAAAAUCGUCUGAAGCCAGAACGUAGAACCCAGCCUACUGCUGGUUGCCUGCGAAUACAUACAUACCUACCUACCUUACCUGGCUUAGUUACCUAUCUAUUCUAGUCCCCUUUUAUCCUGCUUGGCUGUUCAUCAUUGUUGGCAACCAUCUUCCUUUUUUUCUUCAAUUUUUUUUUUAAUUUGCACCUUUUUUGGCCAGCUCGAGAGUGUUCCGUAUUGACGCUUACUUGGUACACACUGGAAUCAAACCCAGGUCCUUUCCUACCCUGGUUAGCAGCCAAGUUCCCUUGCCGAAAUCUAGCCUCCCAUCGAGAUCUCGGCUAAGUUUCUGGGGGUGAAAUCAAGGGAGGCAAGGCUUCUCUGAACCACCGUGUUACCCGAAUGCCCACAAUGAGGGCCGCAGUGCAGUACACCCAACUUCCAUGAUAUCUGAGUGGUGCAAUUCUAUCCGUCCACCUGAAGGAUUCGCCCCUUUCUUUUGCCGUUAACAUUUAUUUUUUUCUUGCUCAUUCCAGUUAGUUUUCACCUGUCACUCACCCCGGAGCAAUAUCUCCUCUCUUGGCCGGAAUCAGCUAAUCUAGACUGGACCUAGAACUAGUGCCAGUCCCAGGAGCAAAAACCCAGGAAGCCCUUGUCUUUCACUUUGCGGAAUACGCCGAGUGGCUUUGAAGGCUAACCGGGAAAACGGUCCCUCCAAGUCCCGACCAAUAAUAAAAAAGAUCACCAAUGAGGAAAAGAAGAACAACACGAAAAUCAUCAACAAAGACAUGAUAGAAAACGAAAGAGACACUAUGCCCAUCGAAAGCGCAUUUCGUUCAUUCAUCGAACACGUCAACCUCGGCCGCUGGGACGAACUCGCUCAGUACGUGCCCCAGGAGGGCCGCGUCACUUACAACAAGCGCGAGUACCAUGGGGACGAGUUUUUGACGCGCAUGCGGGAGCGCAUUGGUGCCCUUCCCGAUGGAGCCUUUGAGGUCGACACGUCAAUGGGGGAUGAGGAGGCCCAGGUGGUCGCCGUGAGGAUAAUAUGGCGCACCAUCGUGCCCGACGGCGAGGACAUGGAGUUCAUGCCGGGCUUGGAAGGGAUCGUGUUGUCUGGUGGUGGUAGUGGUGGUGGGCGCGGCAGCAGCGCCACGGCGAAACAACGCCUCACUGGAGUGCAUCAUCUUUUCUGCUGGUUGAAGGACGGACAGGUGUCGGAUAUCGAGACGAUUGGAGACGUGGACGGCGUCUUUCUGGACGAUGACGUCUCUUCCACCACAGACUCUACAGCCGCCUAUGUAGCAGAGGAUACUCCGAGUCAAUUCACAUCGAAAGCAGACCUUUCGAGCAAUUACCGCGCUUACAUCGACUGCAUCAACGGUCGAACUAUGGAGGCCGACCUGCCGCGGUUCUGUCACCCCUCUGUGUGGCACAACAACCGCCAGCUCUCGCUGUCACAGUACAGGCUCCUGAUGGAGGACGCCCAGCGCGCCAUUCCAGAUAUUCGGUUCGACGUGCAGUCGCUCAUUGUCGACGAAAGCGCUCAACGGCUGGCAGUGCGACUCGAGUUCACCGGAGUGCCAGCUCUGAAAUGGGCAGGGGUUGAACCCAGCGGCAAGCCGGUCGCCUUUUCGGAGCAUGUAUUCUACUGGCUUCAAGACGGCAGGAUUUGCAAGGUGCUGAGUCUCGUUGAUCUUGCCACAUACAGAGAGCAAGUGCGAGGCUUGGGUCUGAGGUAACCGCCGAUAGUCAGGGACCAAUAAACCAGCAGUCCUGCACUGGGUGAUCAUACUUCCCAGGAAGCUGAUGAAUUGUUUUCCGAAAUUGUGUAUCAAAGCCAUACUUCUUUUUUCCCCUUUUCAUGGGCGUUUUCGUAUAUUUCUGUCACUUUAUCUCUUUCCUUGUAUAUCUGUUUCCGUCUUCACCAAGAACGUCAACGGAACCCCGGUUAAAUAACUUUCGGUCGAAUGGUGGAGGUCCCCCUACAAUAUUGGGAGUCUAGGAUCUUUUGUAUCACAGCCAACCGGUGGCCACCCGGGACGAUAGUGGAUACAAGUCCAUUCCCCUCGGAGAGAAAGCUCUCGGUGGUAUCAUCAUCGGUUUGCUAAAUUUCAACGCUGGCUGUCUGGAAUGGCAAGCUAGGGCUGAGAAAGCAGAAAGCAUGAGCGAGCUCACGUUGUGACAAAUAUAGUGGCUAUUCCAGAUAACUACGGGUACUCGUGGUACAAAUGAGGAGAGACUUGGAAUGUUCCAGUGCAUCAUCCAGCAAGCACACAAAUACAUGACCACUCGAUGAGCGAGUGUUGAGACGGGUCCGGUCACAACAGCAAAGGUUUACAUUGAACUGAGCUGGCAUAACAAAAAAAAAAGCACCCUGUCACUUGACCUCCCUCCAGACAAAAUUCCCACGAGCUUUUCCCAAGAGUCUUUGCGGCAUCAGAAAAGCCUGCCGCUCGGCGUCUCGAGUGGCACUUGACUGCGGCGUAGACAGCUUUCACAGUCCGGGCUCGAGAUGCAAUCGAAGAAGCUUUGCAAAAGCAUCAAAAAGCAAACGUCAGUCGGGUUGUUUUAGAAACAGCCUCACAACAAAAGAUGCGUUGGAGGAAACAAAAGAAAGGGACUGUAAGGGGCAGAAGCCAGGCGCUUACUUGGGCGACUUUUCAUCGCACGUGCAGACCGUUUUGCAAUCGACGACCCGAGUUGGAGACGCUGCAGGCUGUGUGGGAGAAGGGGAGACUGGGAUCGGGGCGGGCGCGGUCGAAGAACCGGAAGAGGAGGUCGCUGCCGGCGGUUCUCGGACAGUCACAGUCUCUAGGCCCACGGUGAUGACGACGGUGCUGACCAUGAGAGGCUCCCCAGCGACGGUCGGAAUCUCGACAUCGGUGAAGGAGAGGAACGGGGGCAGAGGGGGCGCCUCUACCACGGCGGCGAUGCACUCGGACGGGAUGGCCGACUCUUGGGGCCGCCGUGGGGAGAUUAUAGCGGCCAUGGCAGCAAGAGGAGCGCAUACCGCGAGGGUUGCGGUGAGGAGAUUUGCAAGUAGCAUUUUAUUUCCGGGGCAUUAAGGUAGCUUUUGGCCAGCUGGUAGUUUUUCUAGCUUUUGGUGUGCCCGCGAUUUGCAAGAACAAUGGCAGAAAGUCAGGGGUAUUGGACAGCUCCUUUCCAGUCUCAACGAAAAGCAGUCAUCGACGUAGGUCCUCUAUAUAGUGUUAAAACUACUACUUUCAACUCU